CUUCGGUCCUGAUCGCGGGCAGUCAACUUGCGUCAGGCAGGCACGGCAGUCCACCUCCGUCUCCUUCUGCAUCUUCAUAAACAUAACUGUCGCUCCUGCCUCACUCCGCCCAUUUCUUUCUUCCAGCCUCUAACCUCUACUCUCCCCAUUGCUCGUUCACCCUGAUCGACUCUCUCCCUCCUCAACAUGGCUCCUCCGGUCGACCAGAUUCGCCAUGUCACCAAUCCUGAUGGCACUUCAUACACCUACUACCCCCUCGCCGUGAUUGGUGCCGGAGAGUCGGGCAUCGCAAUGGGAUGUCGACUGCGCCAGGUUCUAGGCUUCGACCAAUUCCGCAUCUUUGAGCGAAAGUCCGGUCUUGGAGGAACAUGGUAUGCCAACACUUACCCUGGCAUUGCCUGUGAUGUACCUGCCAUUCUCUAUUCCUACUCUUUCGCCCAAAACCCAUAUUGGACUACUUCCUACCCUUCAGGCGCCGAGAUUGUCGAGUACCUCUACCAGGUCUGUGCCAAGUUUGGCGUUCUCGACAAGAUUCAAUGCGACACCAGUGUCAAAUCCUGCCGUUGGCUCGAAGAUCAACAAGAGUGGGAACUCGUUCUUGAACAUCUUGCUCCAGGUGUCGGUGACCUAGCAACCUACGAACGUAACGCCCUCGAGGCUCAAGGUUCAAAGACAAUCCUACGCACCGAAAUAAUUCGUGCCAAAGUCGUCGCCUCUGCCGUUGGUGGCCUGGUUGAGCCCAAACCCCCGCUAGACGUUCCUGGCCUCGACACAUUCAAGGGUGACGUCGUUCAUACUGCUCGCUGGAACAAGGAUGUCUCUUUCCGCGACAAAAAUGUCGUCGUCGUUGGAACGGGUUGUUCCGCCGGCCAAGUCGUUCCCGCUCUUCUCAAACCUGAAUAUGGCGUCAAACACAUCACCCAACUCAUGCGCUCCCCGCCAUGGGUCGCCCCCGCCUUUGGAAGCCACGAAGUCCAGUUCUUCAAAACAACCGUUCCCAAACUCUCACGACUCAUUCCUGGCUUCCAGAAUGCCCUCCGCAAGCUUAUGUUCACCGUGAUGGAGCUCGAAUUUAUCGCGCUUUUCCGUUCCACAGAGGCCUCCCGUGCCAACCGAGCCGAAAAAGCCAAACAGCUUCUCCGCUAUCUACAUAAAAAGGUUCCGGAAGAGUACCACGAAAUCCUGACUCCUGACUACGAAGUCUUUUGCAAACGACGUGUCAUGGACGACGGCUGGUUUGCCUCGCUCGGAAGCCCCAAGGUCGACCUCACUACACUGCCCCUAACAUCGGUCCAGUCCAAUUCGGUCACUCUGGGUCCUGGGAGACACUACCCACCUCUGUCCAAAACCUCGUCGCAUGCACCAGUAGAAGAAAAGUCCAUUCCAGCCGACGUCAUUGUGCUUGCCCAUGGAUAUGCUACCAAUGAAUGGCUGCAUCCCCUUGAAGUCAUUGGACGAAAUAAUAAAUCACUAUCCGAGGUAUGGGACCAACGCGGUGGUCCCCAAGCGUACAUGGGCACGGCCAUGGACGGCUUCCCUAAUUUCUUCCUCAUUUUUGGUCCCAACACCGCCACAGGUCAUAGCAGCGUCAUUCUCGCAAGCGAGAACAUGGUCAAUUACAGUUUGAAGUUCAUCGCUCCAAUUCUCAAAGGCGACAUCAAAACGUACGAGGUCACCGAAGCUGCGGAGCGAAAAUGGACCUCAGACCUCCAAUCUCAGUUGAGGAAAUCCAUCUUUGUCUCUGGCGGAUGUCAUAAUUGGUAUACCAAUGACAAGGGUUGGAACUCGGCCACAUAUCCGCGUGCCCAGAUCGACUUUACGCUGAGGUGUUGGUUCCCCGUGUGGAGUCACUGGAAGGCUCAAUACACGAGCAAAGGUUUGGCCAAGUGGAGAUUGAGCUUGCUGUUGAAAUUAUUUGCAAUUGCAGGUUUGGGUUAUGGAGGAUUGUUUAUAGCCCGGAAUGGGAAGAAUGCUGCAAAGGAGAUCAUCUUCACGGCCAUUAAACGGCUUCGACAGGGUCUAGCUAGAGCCAUUGCGCCGUCUAGCUUGUGAGUUUCGGAUCAGCCAUGCAC
Exophiala mesophila is the source of this 2072-nucleotide messenger RNA. RefSeq lists its product as uncharacterized. The record is from RefSeq and is a predicted model, not a curated record. The coding region runs from base 187 to 2052 and encodes 621 amino acids. The transcript is spliced from 2 exons. Gene Ontology annotation, molecular function: NADP binding; flavin adenine dinucleotide binding; N,N-dimethylaniline monooxygenase activity. Lineage: Eukaryota; Fungi; Ascomycota; Eurotiomycetes; Chaetothyriales; Herpotrichiellaceae.